CCCACCAGAGGCAGUCAUGAGCCCUCCACGCCGAUCAUCGAGUUCCCAUGGUGACAGGACCUCCACUGAGACCUUGCAGAAAAACAACAGCAGUAACUCAGGCGUAAUUCUGGACAUCUCAGCUCUCAAGAUGGCGGAAGUGGACACAGAGGUGCCUCCUCUUCCACCUCGCUACCGCUUCAGGGACUUGCUGCUGGGGGACCAGACGUUUCAGAAUGAUGACAGGGUGCAGGUAGAGUUCUAUGUGAACGAAAACACCUUCAAGGAGAGGCUGAAGCUUUUCUUCAUCAAAAACCAAAGGUCAAGCCUGAGAAUCCGCUUGUUCAACUUCUCACUGAAGAUUCUCACCUGUGUCCUCUACAUAGUGCGAGUCAGUCUGGAUGACCCGAGGGAAUAUAAUCGCACCUCCUGUGCAAUAUGCCGGAACAGCAGUUGGAAUAAUACAGCAGAGUCGACAGGAAUCAACUGGGAGUUGAUUUUCUGGGUGCACAGAAAGGAUUCUGUCUGGGCGAUACAGGUGACAGUGGCCUUAAUCAGUUUCUUGGAGACUAUGCUUAUCACAUAUCUCAGCUACAAGGGGAACAUUUGGGAGCAGAUCUUCCAGAUAUCCUUCAUAUUGGAGAUGAUCAAUACAGUGCCAUUUGUAAUCACAAUCUUCUGGGGUCCGUUAAGACACAUAUUCGUCCCUGUAUUUCUUAACUGCUGGCUAGCCAAAGGUGCCCUGGAGAACAUGAUAAAUGAUUUUCAUCGUGCCAUCCAGAGGACCCACUCUGCCAUGUUCAACCAGGUGUUCAUCCUCAUCUGCACAUUACUGUGUCUGGUUUUCACUGGAGCUUGUGGGAUCCAGCAUCUAGAGAGGGCCGGGAAGAACCUGUCCCUGUUUGACUCGUUCUACUUCUGCAUCGUCACCUUCUCCACUGUGGGCUACGGAGAUGUCACGCCUCAGAUCUGGCCCUCCCAGCUGCUAGUGGUCAUCCUCAUCUGUGUUGCCCUCGUGGUCCUCCCGCUACAGUUUGAAGAGCUUGCGUACCUGUGGAUGGAGAGCCAGAAGUUGGGUGGGAACUACAGCCGUCACCGGGCGCAGACAGAGAAACAUGUGGUGUUGUGUGUCAGCUCGCUCAAGAUAGACCUGCUGAUGGAUUUCCUCAAUGAGUUCUACGCUCAUCCCAGACUACAGGACUACUACGUGGUGAUCCUGUGUCCGACAGAGAUAGACAUUCAGGUUCGCCGUAUCCUCCAGAUCCCUCUGUGGUCCCAGAGGGUUAUUUACCUGCAGGGAUCCGCCCUCAAAGACCAGGACCUGAUGAGGGCCAAGAUGGACGACGCUGAGGCCUGUUUCAUCCUGAGCAGCAGGAACGAAGUCGACCGAACCGCUGCUGAUCACCAGACUAUUCUGAGGGCUUGGGCUGCAAAGGACUUUGCGCCAAACUGCCCCCUCUACGUCCAAAUUCUCAAACCUGAAAACAAAUUUCAUGUCAAGUUUGCUGAUCAUGUCGUAUGUGAAGAGGAGUUCAAGUAUGCCAUGUUGGCACUCAACUGUGUGUGUCCGGCCACGUCCACCUUAGUCACUCUCUUGGUUCACACCUCCAGAGGACAGGAAGGGCAGUUGUCGCCAGAGCAGUGGCAGCGGAUGUACGGACGCUGCUCUGGAAACGAGGUCUACCACAUCCGCUUGUGUGACAGCAAGUUUUUUGGGGAGUAUGACGGGAAGAGCUUCACCUACGCCUCCUUCCACGCCCACAAGAAGUACGGCGUUUGUUUGAUCGGAGUGAAGAGGGAAGACAACAAGAGCAUCCUCCUGAACCCCGGACCUCGCCACAUCAUGGCCGCCGCCGACACCUGCUACUACAUCAACAUCACCAAGGAGGAGAACUCGGCCUUCAUCUUCAAGCAGGAGGAGAAGCACAGCAAGGGCCUGCCAGUCACCGGCCUCUACGACGCCCCCUCCAGGCUGCCUGUGCACAGCAUCAUCGCCAGCAUGGGAACUGUAGCCAUAGACCUCCAGCACCCCGAUCCCCCUGAGGAAAGCAGCAAACUGACCUUACCAACAGAAAACGGUGCCGGAAGCCGGAGGCCGAGCAUCGCACCUGUUCUGGAAAUCGCUGACUCCUCCGCCAUCCUGCCCUGCGACCUCCUCAGCGACCAGUCGGAGGACGAGACCAACCAGUCAGAUGAGGAAGGCUCUGUCGGGUCAGAUUUCGUGAAGGGCUACCCCCCCAACUCGCCCUACAUCGGCAGCUCUCCAACUCUGUGCCACCUCCUACCGCAGAAAGCUCCGUUCUGCUGCCUCCGCCUCGACAAGGGCUGCUCACAUAGCAGCUUUGAGGAUGCGAAGGCGUACGGCUUCAAGAAUAAGCUGAUUAUAGUGUCAGCGGAGACAGCGGGAAAUGGUCUCUACAAUUUCAUCGUCCCUCUGCGAGCUUAUUAUCGACCCAGAAAGGAGCUCAACCCCAUAGUGCUGCUACUGGACUACCCCCCAGACAACCACUUCUUAGAGGCCAUUUGCUGCUUUCCGAUGGUUUACUUCAUGGCCGGCACUAUCGAUAACUUGGACAACCUGCUCCAGUGUGGCAUCAUCUAUGCCGACAACUUGGUGGUUGUGGACAAGGAGAGCACCAUGAGCGCUGAGGAAGACUACAUGGCCGACGCCAAGACCAUCGUCAACGUCCAGACUAUGUUCAGGUUGUUCCCGAGUCUCAGCAUCAUCACCGAGCUCACACAUCCGUCCAACAUGAGGUUCAUGCAGUUCAGGGCCAAGGACUGCUACUCACUCGCUCUCUCCAAACUGGAGAAGAUAGAGCGUGAUAAGGGCUCCAACCUGGCCUUCAUGUUCCGGCUGCCGUUUGCUGCAGGCAGGGUGUUCAGUAUCAGCAUGCUGGAUACGCUGCUUUACCAGUCGUUUGUUAAAGACUACAUGAUCGCUAUCGCAAGGCUUCUGCUGGGUCUGGACACCACGCCUGGCUCCGGCUACCUGUGUGUCAUGAAGGUCACAGAGGAGGAUCUGUGGAUCAGAACUUAUGGCAGACUCUUCCAGAAACUCUGUUCCUCCAGUGCUGAGAUCCCCAUCGGGAUCUACCGCACCGAGUCACACAUGUUCUCAACCUCAGAGUGCAAGGACAGUUACGCACAGUCUCAGGUGUCCAUCAACGUGGAGCAGGGCGAGGAGCAUCGCGACCGCGGAGACACCUGGAAGGAGAAGACGGCCCACAGAAACUCCACCACGAGCGACCAGUCGGAGCACCCGCUGCUGAGGAAGAAGAGCAUGCAGUGGGCGAGGCGGCUGAGCAGGAAGAGCAACAAGCCGUCGAGCCGAGCUGAGCGGAUCUCGCAGCAGAGACUCAGCCUGUACCGGCGCUCGGAGCGGCAGGAGCUGUCCGAGCUGGUCAAGAACCGCAUGAAGCACCUGGGCCUGCCCACCGUGGGAUACGACGAGAUGAACGACCACCAGAACACGCUGUCCUACGUCCUCAUCAACCCUCCUCCUGACACCAUGCUGGAGCUCAACGACAUCGUGUACAUUAUCCGGUCCGACCCGCUGGCCCACGUGCCGGACGACUCCCAGGUGGGUCAGGCUCGCAGCAGCAGACGUCAGCAGGACUUUGGCACAGAGACGAGAGACGAGACUCACCUCUGAACCUCCCCCUCCAUCAGCCCUCGACACCCUGACCCUUAACCUUCGAGCCGGUUUGUCUCCCGCAGAAGAGGGCUCGUCUCGGGCCGAGAGCGGCUGCCCAUAGUGAAUGUGCGUAUCUCUCUGAAAAGAUGGCGUUAAGAGAGCUGCUGUUUCCCACCGAGCUGCUACAGGAGGAUGCAUGAAGAGUGCCUCGACCCCGACUCCUCCCCCUCCACACACCUGACGUACACCUCGCAAAACCAGACCGAGACCCGGGCCCUGACCACGGCUCCCUCCUCCCAACCAAAUGACGUUGUGAGGGGUCCUCGAAACAGUUGAAGGAGGGGUUUUUUUGUGCACAUGCUGGAAAUCCAGUCAUCACUUCACUGCCCAUGUUUCACCGCGGGGUGAAGCUGCCCUCGUGCCACGACCCGGUCCCGGACCCUCUGCGCCUGAUUCUACCUAAACACAUAAGACUCGGGGCAACUGCACCCUCCUCCACAUCCUAACAAUCACGUUUUCUAAAGACAAGACGGAUAAAUGCUUUGAAUUUCUACCUUUUCAAGCAUUUAUCGUGAAGUUCCAGAACAUGUGCACUUUUUUUUAUUUAUUUAUUACCUUAAAUUAUUCUUUCAGACUUUGAUCAGACAGGAUUUUCCUUUUUCUUUACGAGCACAAAACUUUUUUACGACAAACUGCCAUCUGUGAAUAUUCGCGCCGAAGUGGCACUUUGAUCAGCCAUGUUAGCAUUUCUUUCUCCGUUUUGGAACUUUUGUUGUGAUUAUAUAAUGGAAAAAGUGAAUAUUGUUAAUUUAUUUCACUAUCGUAAGUGUCCCAGAUCACGUCUGCUCUACUCUAUGUGCCAUUUUGUUUCCUCUAUUGCUUUGUAAAUACGGUUAAAUUAUUUGCACAUUACGUGCCAUGCUGCAUAUAUUCUAUUCUACUCUAUUUUGUGACACCAGUGUUCAUCCAUGUAGGACCUGACUGAAACGUCUACAGAUGAAGCAACGAAAUGCCAAAAGAAAACUGUUAAACGAAGGACGCAUUCAUAAAAA
This is a messenger RNA of Stegastes partitus (bicolor damselfish), 4668 nucleotides long. RefSeq names its product potassium sodium-activated channel subfamily T member 1b (gene kcnt1b). Gene Ontology annotation, cellular component: plasma membrane. Bases 17 to 3634 code for a protein of 1205 amino acids. The transcript is spliced from 31 exons. Gene Ontology annotation, molecular function: outward rectifier potassium channel activity; intracellular sodium-activated potassium channel activity. Gene Ontology annotation, biological process: potassium ion transmembrane transport. The record is from RefSeq and is a predicted model, not a curated record. NCBI's taxonomy places the organism in Eukaryota, Metazoa, Chordata, Actinopteri, Pomacentridae.